Molecule: messenger RNA, 1239 nt
Organism: Monomorium pharaonis (pharaoh ant)
Lineage: Eukaryota; Metazoa; Arthropoda; Insecta; Hymenoptera; Formicidae
Exons: 1
Coding region: 1-1239 (412 amino acids)
Source: RefSeq, a predicted model, not a curated record
AUGAGAAGGGAGGUUCUAGACCUAACUAUCUGUUCAAGACAGGUAGUGCAGGAGGUGACCGGCUGGAGGGUCUCUGACGAGCCCUCAUUGUCGGACCACAGACAGAUCACCUUUAGACUGGCCAAGGUGCAAGCGAAGGUGAGAACAGUGAGGGACCCAAGGAGGACGGAUUGGGAUUCAUUUCGAGAGGACCUGGCUGUUGGUCUUAGGGAGUUUCCCAAAAGACAUGGGAUCCCGCAAGAGAUCGAGCUGUGCGUCGAGCACCUGCAAAGGGUUCUCGUCGGCAGCUUUAAGAACAACUGUCCAGAAAGGACAGUGAGAAACACUAAGGAUGUCUCCUGGUGGAACCCCAAGCUACAGGAGCUUAGAAGUGCUGCACGUCGUGCCUGGAAUAGGGCCAGGAACACGAGCCACCAGGCUGACUGGGACCUUCACCAAAGGGCUCAGAAGGCCUACAAAGAUUCUGUAGUGAGGGCUAAAAAGGAGAGCUGGAGGAGGUUCUGCGAGUCGGUGGAGGGGAUACCUGAAGCCGCUAGGCUCGGCAGAAUCUUGGCCAGAGAUCGGGACGCGGCUCUGGAGGCUAUUCGGCUCGAUGAUGGGACGAUGGCAUCUGGAGAGCGAUGCCUAAACCACCUGCUUGAGUCGAACUUUCCGGGCUUCCGCGGAGGCCUGGAGGAGGACGUCCACCGGGGAAUCUCGAAUCCGCAUAAGGUACGAGGAAAAGAUUGGUCCCUUGCGGCAGAAAUCGUUCGGCCUGACAAGGUCAAAUGGGCCGUAAGAGGUUUCAAGCUCUUUAAGUCGGCUGGGCCGGACCGGGUCUUUUCGGCUCUUCUUCAAGAAGGGCUGGAGCAGAUCACCGGGCCGUUCACGCGGACGCUGAGGGCUUGUUUGGCACUGGGCUAUACAUCUAGUGUUUGGAGGCAGGCGAAAGUUGUGUUUAUCCCCAAAGCGGAAAGAACGGGCUACAGUUCUGCCAAAGACUUUUGUCCAAUUAGCCUGACGUCUUUUCUUCUCAAAACGUUGGAAAGGCUGGUGAACGUCUACAUACGCGACGUGGUUCUAUUGCAACAUCCGUUGCAUGUGAACCAGCACGUGUAUCAAACGGGAUAUUCUACAGAAUCGGCGCUUCACUCCGCUGUAUCGUUCAUCGAGGAGCAAUUGAAGAGGAAGGGCUACGUAGUUGGCACCUUUCUAGACAUAGAAGGGGUUUUCAACAAAACACCACACGAGGUGGUGUAG